Ostreococcus tauri is the source of this 825-nucleotide messenger RNA. RefSeq lists its product as uncharacterized. Gene Ontology annotation, biological process: Golgi calcium ion homeostasis; calcium ion transmembrane transport; Golgi calcium ion transport. The transcript has a single exon. Gene Ontology annotation, cellular component: Golgi apparatus. NCBI's taxonomy places the organism in Eukaryota, Viridiplantae, Chlorophyta, Mamiellophyceae, Mamiellales, Bathycoccaceae. The record is from RefSeq and is a predicted model, not a curated record. Bases 1 to 825 code for a protein of 274 amino acids. Gene Ontology annotation, molecular function: manganese ion transmembrane transporter activity; calcium ion transmembrane transporter activity.
AUGGCGUCCGCGCAUCGCCGCGCGACGCGCAUCGCGUUACCGCUCGCCCUGUGCGCGCUCGCGCUCGCGCUUCCAGUUCGCGCCGCUCGUUUAUCCGCGAGCGAUCGCUCGUCGAAGGACGUCGCGCUCGGCGGUGAAUACGCCGACGGCGACGGUGGAUUCACCGAUGGAUUCGUGAGCUCGCUCGGGAUGGUGCUGGUGAGCGAGCUCGGGGACGAGACGUUCAUCAUCGCGGCGAUCAUGGCGAUGCGAAACUCUCGCGCUAUCGUGCUCGCCGGCGGCUUGAGCGCGCUGACGAUCAUGACGGUUUUGAGCGUGAUGCUCGGCCUGGUGGUGCCGCAAUUGAUUAGUAAGGAGACGGUGAGUAAGGCGGCGUUUGUGCUUUACAGUUUCUUUGGGUGUCGGUUGCUGUACAUCGCGUACAAGUCGGAGGGCGGCACGGGCGCAAUGUCGAGCGAGGUGGAGGAGGUGGAGGAGAAACUCGCAAGCGGAGCGACGGCGAGCACACGAAAUCGGUUGGCGCGAAUCGCGUCUAGAGUGUGCACGCCAGUAUUCAUCGAGGCGUUCGUCCUAAUCUUUCUCGCGGAAUGGGGCGAUAGGAGUCAAAUUACGACAAUCGCGUUGGCGACGCACAAGAAUCCCUACGGGGUCGCCAUCGGCGGCAUCUUAGGACACUGCGCGUGCACCAGUCUGGCGGUUCUCGGGGGCAGGAUUGUCGCAUUGAAGAUUUCGCCGCGCACCGUUUCGUUCGUCGGUGGCCUUCUCUUUUUCGGCUUCGCAAUUCACGCGUUGCUGUACGGGGCGCCAGGCACGGAGACGAUGUGA